Dissoconium aciculare CBS 342.82 is the source of this 2832-nucleotide messenger RNA. Its product is annotated as beta-sandwich domain of Sec23/24. The record is from RefSeq and is a predicted model, not a curated record. Gene Ontology annotation, cellular component: COPII vesicle coat; endoplasmic reticulum exit site. The transcript is spliced from 2 exons. The coding region runs from base 1 to 2832 and encodes 943 amino acids. Gene Ontology annotation, biological process: COPII-coated vesicle cargo loading; intracellular protein transport; endoplasmic reticulum to Golgi vesicle-mediated transport. Gene Ontology annotation, molecular function: zinc ion binding; SNARE binding. NCBI's taxonomy places the organism in Eukaryota, Fungi, Ascomycota, Dothideomycetes, Mycosphaerellales, Dissoconiaceae.
AUGAACCUAGAUGCGCGGGCAGGAACACCACACACGCGUCGGAAAAAGGACCGCCACGCCUAUCAUCAGUUUGAUGCUCCAGGCGCAGGAGCACAGGGAAGCUAUGGAGCCGGCACGAGUGGGCAAUUCGGGACUGAGAACAAUGCACAAACAUCAGUCCCUGGUCAAGAGGCACCAUGGCAGCAAGGCAGCCAGCCGUGGCAAUCACAAAAGCUACCAUCGCAAUCAAGCGCUGCUCAAACAUCGCAUGCGCCUGCAGGCACCCCCAUAAAUCUCGGCGGCGGUGGCGGACAAUCUCAUGGGGCACCGCCAGGUGCUGGUGGAAACAAAGUCAAUCCAGCCUUGAUACCCAGUGUUCCCGCGAGUCGCGAUGUCCCUGCAGAAUUCUACAAGACCAAGGUGUACCCGACGAUGGAACAGCGUAUUCCACCGCCUGCGUCUGUAGCUUUUGUUGCUUAUGAUCAGGGCAAUGCUUCACCAAAACACGCACGCCUCACCCUCAAUUGCAUCCCGAGCACGCAAGAGCAGCUCAACACCACCGCCAUCCCGUUGGGUCUAAUUGUGCAACCAUUGGGCAAGCAGACCGACGGAGAAGCAGCCAUUCCAGUACUCGAUUUCGGCGAAGCUGGGCCGCCACGAUGUCGCCGAUGUCGAGCAUACGUCAAUCCUUUCAUGACCUUCAGCAACGGCGGCAAUCGGAUGACCUGCAACCUUUGCGGACAUCCUAACGAGGUGGCGGCCGAAUACUUCUCUCCAACAGACCCGUCGGGUGUGCGCGUCGACCGACAAGACCGCCCAGAAUUGCUUUUUGGGUCAUGCGAGUUCCUGGUCCCGAAAGAGUAUUGGUCAAAAGAGCCGGUGGGAUUGAGAUAUUUGUUUCUGCUCGAUGUCAGCGCCGAGAGCUGUACUCGGGGGUUCUUGAGAGCUAUGUGUGACGGUUUGAUAGCAGCGUUGUAUGGAGACGAUGUGGACGACACACCUCAAGAGGGUGAUGACAACGAGGCCAUCCCAGCACCAACCAAAGUUCCGGCGGGCGCAAAGGUGGGCUUCAUGACUUUCGAUCGUGAAGUCCAUUCCUACAACGUCAACGCUGCACUGUCGGCUCCUCAGCAGCUUGUCAUGUCAGAUCUAGAAGAGCCAUUCGCCACAAUCUCGCCACAGCAUCUCUUCGUUGAUCCCGCGGAAUGCAAGACCAAUAUUCUCUCUUUAUUACAGCGGCUUCCAGGCAUGUUCGAGCAGAUUCGGCAUGCGGAGCCCGCGCUUUUCCCGUCGCUCACCGCAGCGCUCUCUACGCUAUCAGAAUCGGGUGGCAAGAUUAUCUGCAGUCUCAGUAGUCUGCCUACAUUUGGACCCGGACGAUUGACUGUGCGUGACAAGGGCAUGCAGACGGCAACCAAUGAUCACCCAGAGCAAGAGAAGGUUCUUUUACGAACCGAGAACCAAAGCUUCCGAAAAUUACACGCAGACAUGAUCAAAGCUGGCGUAGGCGUCGAUUUUUUCUUGAACGCGCCGUCGGGCGGUUAUCUCGAUAUCGCAACCAUCGGGCUUGUUGCUGAAAAGACUGGUGGCGACACAUACUAUUAUCCAAACUGGACGUACCCGCGCGACACAUUGAAACUCAAGAAUGAGCUCAGCCAUGCCGUACAGAGAGAGCAAGGUUAUGCCGCGUUGAUGAAAGUGCGAUGUAGCAAUGGCUUGCAAAUUUCACAUUACAGCGGUAACUUCACUCAACACACAUUUGGCGCGGAUCUCGAGAUGGGCACCUUCACGGAAGAUACAGCUAUCGGCAUCACGUUCAGCUAUGAUACAAAGCUUGACUCAAGAGUCGACGCCUACUUCCAAUCCGCGCUUCUCUACACAACAGCUUCUGGUCAACGAAGAGUACGAUGCACAAACGCCGUCGCGUCAAUCACCGAGCAAGCACGCGAAUGUAUGCGCUAUGUCGAUCAGGAUGCAGUAUUGGCGGUCAUCGCGAAGGAGGCUGCCAUGCGAGUUCCUGAAAGAUCGCUCCACGACACCCGUCAACAUGUCCAGGACAAAGCUACUGAUAUUCUUGCCGCGUAUCGGAAGCACCACUCUGGUGGGCAUCCAAGCACACAGCUUGUCAUGCCCGAGAACUUGAAGGAAUUCGCCAUGUAUAUUCUCGGUCUACUCAAAUCGCGGGCAUUGAAGGGUGGCCGCGAACCAAGCGACCGCCGAAGCCACGAACUCCGACUACUCAAAGGCAUUAGCCCGGCCAAUCUGAGCCUCUAUCUUUACCCUCGCAUCACCGCGCUACACAACUUAGAUCCAAACGAAGGGUUCGCCGAUGAAAAUGGCUACCUGAAGAUGCCGCAAGGCGUACGCGCAAGCUUCGCCACCAUCGAAGAAGGGGGCGCAUACCUUGUGGACAACGGACAGCAAUGUCUCUUGUGGAUGCACCAGCAAGUCUCGCCCAAUCUCAUUGAGGAUCUAUUCGGACCCUCGGCAGCCUCACUGGAGUCGCUGGACGCCAAUCUCAAUACACUACCCGUACUGGAAACGUUACUCAACGCGCAAGUCCGCAACAUCCUCCUUGCGAUGGAGUCGACGCGGAGCUUCGCGAUCAGUCUGCAGCUGGCUCGCCAGGGCUUCGAUGGCGCCGAGUACGAAUUUGCGCGACUACUCUAUGAAGAUUCGAACAAUGAUAAACCUUCGUAUGUGGAUUGGCUCGUGCUGCUGCACCGCGGGGUCUCUGCAGAGUUGAGCGGUCAAGGUCGGAAUAAAGGCAGUAGUGCUGGUGGCACUGAUGUGGCUGGCGUCGUGACCGGUGCGAUGCAGAGAGUCACCGGUGGAGGCGCAUUAUGGGGAUGA